This is a messenger RNA of Andrographis paniculata, 594 nucleotides long. RefSeq lists its product as uncharacterized. The transcript has 2 exons. The record is from RefSeq and is a predicted model, not a curated record. NCBI's taxonomy places the organism in Eukaryota, Viridiplantae, Streptophyta, Magnoliopsida, Lamiales, Acanthaceae. The coding region runs from base 33 to 335 and encodes 100 amino acids.
CACUGAAGAAGUGAGGUGUGAAGCUGAGGAAGAUGAACACUGACAUCACUGCGCUAGUGAAGCCGGAGUACCCCGUCAUCGAUCGGAAUCCUCCGUUCACGAAGACGGUGGCGAACUUCAACACUCUCGACUACCUCCGACUCACCACCAUCGCCGGCGUAUCCAUCGUCGUCGGCUAUUUAUCCGGGAUCAAGCCGGGGAUCAGGGGGCCUUCGAUGGUGACCGGGGGUUUGAUAGGGGUGAUGGGGGGGUUCAUGUACGCGUACCAGAAUUCCGCCGGCAGACUCAUGGGGUUCUUCCCCAAUGAAGGAGAGGUUGCCAAGUACAAGAAGUGAUUGUUUCUAGGCGCUUCAAAUUGGCGUUUGUUUAUUCGUGUUUGAAGUUCUGGUAGGAAUCUGCCAUUGGCAGUUGCAGGGGAGGUUUUAGCCUUUGAUGUUAUGAGUUUUGAUUAUAUAUAGUGUGUAUAUAUAUAUAUAUAUCAUGAUUAUGAAGCUGUUCUGAAAUAAAUUAAGAUAUGUCAAAAUUGCUGCUUUAAUGGCUACAAUAUUUGAAUGCUUUGUUUUCAGUUAUGGAUAUGCAAAUUAGGUUUUGGUA